Molecule: messenger RNA, 7644 nt
Organism: Acanthaster planci (crown-of-thorns starfish)
Lineage: Eukaryota; Metazoa; Echinodermata; Asteroidea; Valvatida; Acanthasteridae
Biological process (GO): signal transduction; protein ubiquitination
Cellular component (GO): cytoplasm
Molecular function (GO): zinc ion binding; ubiquitin-protein transferase activity; protein binding
Source: RefSeq, a predicted model, not a curated record
ACACGAAUACUGUGCCACUGUCAAUGAUAUUGAGUUUCUGUAUGGAGCAUCGACGUCAAAUUUACGAUUUGCUGGGUACCUCUAAAGCCAUCGUAGGUAGCAAUAGCCACAAACGCCAUAUUUCCAAUGUUUCUAUUAUGACCUUUGGACUUGAGCAGCAAUGGUGGUUUUCCCCCAUGUCAAAAAUAGCAUUCGGUGAAGACGGGAAGUUACAGUUUCCGCGUAAACUGACCCGACAUAAUACACUUAGUCGUGGACCUCUAGGCUUGAAAGAUUACUGAAUACGUCUGGGUAUCGCAAUAUUUUAGGAAAUCAUUAUAACAGGUGAAAUACAGAGGGUCUGGAGUAUCAGUUGUGGUGUGGAAAGUGGACGACGCUGUAUACUUCAUGUAGACGCCUAUUACCUUUCCCACGGAUUUGAAGCAUUAUCGAAGUAACAUCUACUGUUUCUAUAGCAUGACGUGGUGAAGUAGUCGCUGGGAAGAUUUUCUUCAUCCAAAAGUAAUUUCGAGUAAACAAGAGGUGAAGUUGGAGCAGAUCACAAUGAACGUUAAGCUGGACACUUCUGAUCCUGAUUUUUGGAAUCCGUUUGCCAAAACCAUUGGAGAAAGCUGGAGGGAUUUGUGCUCUGUGCUCGGAUACUGUCAUGCCGAGAUUGAGAUGUUCGCAACUGAUGAAGACAGUGACGGGCUGAAGAAAAUUGGAGCAAUGCUCGGAAAGUGGUGCAAGGCAAACUCUGAUAGAGAGUACUUAAUAAUCCUUGUUGAAAAACUACGGAUGAUCCAACGCAAUGAUCUGAUAAAGGAGUUAGAAAAACAUGUUGGAGCUCAACUGGAACAUGACCCUACUACCCAGGAGAGAUGUAUAGCAGGUUCAUGUGCAGCUAUGGAAAAUGGCAAGAAAACGAAAGAGAAGGUAGAACGGCAACAAGUUAAACAUCACGGCGACGGCCAAGUUAAAGCAGAAGAUGUGCAACUCAAAACUCCACAGGUUGUAAUACACUACAACUACAACUACAACUUGACCAACUGCCCGAUUGUUAAAGGGGAUAUGAAGGACAGUAACAUCAACUAUGGUUACGAAUUUAACAUAAAGUUGGUUGGGAUAAAAGAAGGACGAAAGGACGACGGCCGAACCAAUCGCCUUCUCGAUAUGGUGAAGGCAGACAUCGGCGAUGAAAAAUCAGCAGUCACGCCUCUGAAAGAAGUCUUGAAUGAAUUCAACUUAGAAGCAAUGGGUGUGACUGUAGGAUGCGUACAACUUACUGUGCGUGUCCAAAGUCGCGAGGACCUCGAGAGAUUCUGGCAAGCUUACAUUAGCGGUGAAUUCCACACGCGCAUUAAAAGCACGUUGCCUAUUUCAGAAGUUAGAAUCUCAGAGGAUGUGUACACCAAGGGGUGCCGGUUCUUCGAAGGUGUUGAAAAACGGAACGACGAAGGUAACAAGAGGCAAGGUGGCAAACCAGACAAACACGACAAAACAGGACAGGUAGAUACGAAAACAGCAAAUGAUCGUCACGACAAAGACCAAACAGAAGAUAACGAAGGCUCGAAAUGUGAUGAACGAGACGAAGAAAACAAAGAGCCCGCAGACAUGAAAGCAAGCGAUGAUGCUGGAGACAGCACGAAGACGUCCCACACCAUGACUAAACCUAAGGUCUGUCGCAUGGAGAAGGAAGAAUUCGAGACCAAGGUACAUAAACAUGAUGGUCGACACAACAGUAACGGAUCAAGCGAGGAAGAGAAGGCUGGCCAGGAAGACAAAAUGCAUGGGACUGUUGAAAUUGACAAAGACUACAUGGCAGUCCACGAAGAGGCGACAUCUGGAGGUCUUCAUGGAGAAAAAGAAAGCGGAACCUGGACAGAGGGCGUCGUAGCAGUUGGCGGGGGAAAACAAAAUGCAACUCCAGAUGUCUCAAAACCUCCAGAAGGGUUGGACCACGAGGAGGAAACAGACCAAAAGGACACAAAGACUGAAGGACAGGGUCAAGAAGAAGAGAAGACAGGCGAAAAAGACACGGGACCUGAAGCGCAUGCCCAAUGCAGCGAGGAGACACCAGGGCUUGAUAGUAUAAAUAAAGAAGAGACAGCUUUUCGGGAACAGCAAUGGCAUGGAGCUGAAGGUGAUACCGGAGAUGCAGUCGGGACGAGAGUUGUGCGUGGCCCGGACUGGAAGUGGGGUGACCAGGACGGGGGAUGUGGAGGUGUCGGAACGGUGGUGCGAUGCGAGGCAUCGGAGAAUAAAUCUACGGUGUGGGUACGUUGGGACUCAGGAGUUCUUGGCAAGUAUGGCACCGGGAAAGGCGGUGGCAACUUUAUUUUGCGGGUGUACGACAACGCCCAAAGAGGAGUAAAGCACCUAUUCAUUAGAUGUGAUGGCUGUGCCAAGAUGAACGUUGAGGGGAUCCGUUGGAAAUGCCUCCGAUGUCAUGAUUAUGAUUUGUGCCACGGCUGUUACAAUGAGGGGAGACAUGAGCUGGAACACUCGUUUGCAAGGAUAGAGGAACCUGGUGCGACUGGUGUUGAGGUGCCUUGCCGCAUCAGUGCCAGACAAUGCACAGCAUUUGGAAUUUUCCUCGGAGCAGAGGUGGUACGCGGACCAGAUUGGAAAUGGGAUGAUCAAGACGGAGGGGUAGGAACCAUUGGAACAGUAAGUGAUAUGUACGGCGCCGACAAUUCCUAUCGUUCGUUAGUGAGGGUGCAGUGGUCUCCAGGGAACUCCAACGUUUACACGUGUGGUAAAGAAGGGAAGAUGGAUUUACAGUACACGGAGAAAGGAAGCAAUGGCGAAUUCUUCAUCGAACACCUUCCAAUGCUGAACAUGAGCUUCCCAUCAAAAUCACGUAUACAAGAUGUGAAAACGAGUCCUCAUUUUGCAGUCGGUGAGAAAGUUCGCUUGAUGGACAUGGAUUUAGUGCAGCUGAUGGAAUUGCAAGAGAAACGGUGCGGCUGGAAAGACGAGAUGAAAAAUUUUAAGGGGAGAACUGGCGAGGUGAAGCUUAUUCACGACGACGGGGAUGUCCUAGUCCAAUUCGGCAGAUCUCUGUAUUUCUACAAUCCCCGAUGUCUUCAGAAAAAGACUUCAUCUGAUUACAUCCAAACAUCAGUAGUGGAAGGAGGCAAAACUCUUUUUAGGAGCGCAGCCUGCGGGGACAUAAAUACAGUGAAAGAAACUAUCAGCAAAUAUCCAGACGCGGUGAAGUAUCAGAACGAAUGCGGCAUUACCGCACUUCAAGCAGCCUCUCAUCGCGGGCAUCUCGAUAUUGUGAUCGCUCUGACAGAGGGGAAGUCUUCUCUAGAACAACAGGACAAAGACGGGGAUACCGCCCUCGCAUUUGCUGUCAUGGGAAACAAUCCGCAUGUUGUUCAGUUUCUUCUUCUCGUGGGAAGUGAUCCAAACUCGUCAGACGAAAAUGGACUUACCCCGCUCCAUCUGUCCAUGGGCCACUGUGAUGCGACUUGCGCAGAGGUGCUGCUGAACCACGACCAGAGACUCGUCAAAAACCAAGACAUUGAUGGAGAUACACCACUGUUCUUUGCAAUCGGGCAAGCAGAGUUCAACCAGUCGAUGACAGAGAUGUUGAUCCAACACAUGACAGCAGAUGAUCUCAGAUUGCAAAAUAACAAAGGGUUCAACUGCUUACACCAUGCAGCUCUUCAUGGACAAAAGCGUGCCGUCGAGAACAUUCUGAAAGUUGCACCAUCCAUGAUCAACAUUGCCAAAGAAGACGGGUUUACAGCGCUACACAUUGCGGCCGUCAACGACCACACCGACGUAGUAGAAACACUUUUGAAGCAGAAAAACUGCAACAUCAACGCUCUCACGGAAAUGGGGCAGACCGCACUAGACCUGGCCGUUGAAGAAAACCACCAUAAAUGCAUAGAGGUCCUAGUGCGUCACGGUGCAAGGACACGCGAGGGAGAAUUCAUCCCAAGUUCUCACUUCAGAUCAGAACCAGGAAAUAAGAACAGCAAGGACAGCAACAUCUCGGACUACCUCCACAGCCUUGAUCCGAGCGAAAAAGCCCGUACGAGGGAAGAUUUACAGAAUAAACAAUAUGCACAGGUGUACACCGAAAAAGGAAAAGGCUGCAAAGUCCAGUAAAAAUGUGCUCAUAUAGCCGCAAGAUUAGAGUGUCUUCCCUAAGAAAGCAUCAAGGUUGAGCAGAUUUAAUCUACUUAAUAGUGAAUGUUUUCGUUACAUCACUUGGUCUUAAACUAAAACUACAUUUUUGCAUUACUGUACUGACAUUCUACAAAGAAGGCCGACAAAUGAUUUGAAGCAAUAGAAUUAUUAACCGUUCGUGCCUACAGAGCACCGAAACGUGACUACAUUUAAACACAAACAAUGUACACAGGAAUGUGCGAUUUUAGUUGAGCCUAGAGCUGGUUCGUUGCGCGUUACGGUCAACAAAAUACAUUAACAUAACACCGGAUUACAUACACCUUCAGCCAUGAAAGAUUACUGUUUUUGAUGAAUAAUGAUAUCACAAACGCGAAGCUGCAGUCAUAACCCCCUUCAUUCCUUGCGAGUAGAUUACCUUUCCGCCAUUUUCUUUCCUUUUUAAUUAAUGUUUCAGUGUUUGCUGUCAGAGUAUAACCUUUUAUAAUUGGAUUGAAACGUCAAUUGUCAAAACUUGUGAAUUCAAAAUUACAGCCCCAAUCACGAGUGCUCAAAGGAUUAUUAUGAAAAUCAAACUGCCAAAUUUCAUUUUGGGAGGCAAGGAAGAAAGUCAUAAACCUAAUCGAAACUUCUACACGUAUUUCAUUCUCUUUAAAAGUGAUAAAUAAAAAAAAAUGGUUCGUCAAACAAAACGCGUAAAUUAAAAGCUAUGACUAACGCGUGUCAUAAUUAUGGUGGUGAGUUUCCUCAAGAAAAGUCGAGAACAGUCCGUAACACGCAUGAUUCAGGGAUAGGAUGUGUUUCUGCGCUAGAGCAGCUCGCAGUUGAACAUCUCUGUUUAUAUCGUCCGUUGAUUUGAACCUGAAGUGUAAUGCACACGAACGGAGUUCAGACCCUGGUUCUCGCACUACGGGGCCGUCCAUAAAGUACAUAUGCACGAAGGGGUGGGGCUUGGUGCCGUUGCAUACACCAUGCGAACAGGAAGGGAGGGGGGUUCAAGCCAGUGCGUACAGUACGCAAACCGAAAAUUUGCCUUUAAUCAAUCUUCAUCAUAUCACAUCAAGACACUUUCUCAUCAGAUCUUUCUCUGUAGAUUUACUCUAUUCCACUGCUCUACAUUAUGAGUUCACGUUCAUCAACACAUGUUCAUUACGGACUUAGCUAUGCCUCAAAUGUACGGUAACACGGAUACUGACAUCAACAUGACGUCGGAUAACAACCUACAGCCAUGAUGGUAUCUAUGCUUUGAAGUUUAAUAUUAAUACAACAGCUGAAAUCGUUUUGCCCGGGUUAUAUUUGUGUCUUUUCAAAAUUGUUAAAAUUUUAAGAGGAUUAUCUUUUAUUUGUCAUCAGCACGGAAGUCACUCAAUUUCAUGGCCUCAUAAAAGUUGUGAAGACCAUUGGGUUUUUUGUCGAAAUUUCACAAGAUUGGCUAAUUACGGUGUGUUAUAUUCAAUGCAACUUACAAUCCACUGACUUGUUUCAAGUUUGAGUCGCCUGCUGUGUGAGAAAUCGAGAAAAACAGCGCGGCAUGUUCAACUCUAAAUUGAAGGUCUUUUAAUUUAUCUGGCGUAAAAUCUACCGAUGACAGGGAGUUCGUAGUAAUACAACAUCCGCGUGUUCAGGGUGGAAAACUGGCGUGACAGGUUCUCAUUCCCUUAAAAAGUGACAGUUUCAUCGGCUAGGAGUAAUAAAAAAAUCAAAUUUACCUUGUAGUAAUGCGCCUCCUUGACAAUGUAGCAUUGUGGAUUCAUGGAAAAACUUCAUCCAGGAACGCAGUCGACUCGUGUCCGUGAACGAGUAGGCAUAUAUGCUAAUGUACGUACGCGCGAUUGUGCUUUAUGACUGCAUUUCCACGCCAGUUAACAAGUCGAUGAAAGUCUGAAACCUCCAUUCUUAUAGUUGAUUAACUAAUAAUUAUGAACAAAGAAGAAAUUACGUCGGAAACACAAGAGGUUUGAUGUGUGGAAAUUGUACUUUUUGUUGACAAAAAUGCCUUAUACCAAUCUGCUUGGAACAACCGUCAUAUUUGGAUCAUUCCAUUAUGCUCUAAGGGCGAUUUUGAAUUCGAAACGUUUUCGUGUUAAGAAAACCCUUUCCUUAAAUAAUGUUUAAGUUCACACUGAUCCAGUUUGUUUUUUCACCUUACACUCAGCUUCCUAUAAUAUCGGUUUACAAUGCUUUUGGUGAAUUUCUGUCCGUAUAUUUUAAGCAGCUUUUGCGUUUACCCGUUCAUUAACGGAGACGCCCACAACAUUUGCAAAUACUGCACACAAGAAAAUUGGCGCCUGUUAAGCAAGUGAUGUGCGAAGUGAAAUGAACUCUAAGUUAUACGAUGGUCGACCGACCAUCGUAAAAAAACAAGAGCAAGAUUUCUUUUUUCUCCAAAGCUAAAGAGUUUUUGGCGGAAAUAUUUCACAGAUUCAUUGAAAAUGUUAUGCACUUUCUUUCAAAUAAGAUAUUUGAGGAUUGGGUAUAAGGUAGUCCGAUUUUUGGGAUUUUUACCAACGGUGUACACUGUUGUACAAAACGGUGUACAAAGAACAGUUUGAAAUCAAUUUCCAGAAACGCAUCGCAUUUGCAGUUGUAAAAACAAAGGCAUAAAAAUUGAUAGUACGUAACGCAGUGUUUUUACUUAAUAGCUUCAUUGAAUAGUUCUUACUGUCGCAAAUCAAAUAAAUAUACAUGUAUAAGCUCUUUGGUAGCUAAAAGAUAGUUAAAAGUGAACAUAGCAAAAUGUAAAAACGAACUAACAAAGGGAACUUGAAAAAAUCAACUAGCAUCAAAACAGGUGAAGUUAUGGUACAUCUGUCGGCUGUGUAGCUUUGUUUGCUAUGUAAAGCAAAGAAUAAUAGGUUAGUAUUGAACCAGAUUGUUAAAGCCGGCUAUUUUAUGCAGUUUCUUUCACGUGCCCUCUGUAAUUCUAUGCAAAACUCGUGACCUAUGGUUAAGAGGUAUUGGCAGUUUCGUAGUUAAACAAGUUUUUUAAAGCAGCUAUAGCAUUCUAUACUCAGUCCAGUGGCAUAUUCACUUUCUUUAAAUGCGUUUUAACUGAUCAGCUAAAUGAAUGUGUAAUGGUAAUGGAACAGGUUUGAGCAUAAAGGAUCAUGUAACCUGUAGGAUAGUCGCCGAUUGAAAAUACUGCAACGACCCACAAGUUAAAUUUUAACAGUAUGAAGAAAUAGCUUGUUUUACAACUGAUUAAUUCUCCUUUUGCAUGUUUCGAUAACUGAACACGAGGACAACACAACUGAUUGACGAAAGUUUCACCUUUAACACACAGAGAGUCACUCGACACACAGCGGAACUCGAAAUUAAAAAAGAAAAUGCCAACAGAUCAAAAACCAUUUUACGAUCCCUUCCUGUCCGUCAAAAAAAGAAAUUAUUGUAGAAACUUUUGUUAAUUACUACCUUUGUGUUCCCAGAUUUUCCCCCCAUACAAGUUGUUUAUGAAAUCUGUUGGUGUGUUUCCUUUUGUCUAUUUAAUAAAUCAUAUUCGCAAAUAAAACACUCGUGUCAAGA